CCAUCCGACCCUGCGGCCAACCAUCGCAACACACACCAUACCAGCCCCAUCAACCUCGCAACCACCCACAAUGGCUUCAUCGGCGCCCCAAGUCCGCUCCAUCUACCGACGCCUGCUCCGUGAACUCCCCUCGCCUGGGUCUCCGACCCCGUCUGCCCGGUCCCAGAGCACCCCACCCGCGUUCCGUUCGAGCUCGCACCAGAAACUCUCGGCGCCCUCUGCGCUCCAACAACGCAUACGCGACACAAUCUCAAAGGCGAACAGCGAGAGCCAAAUGGCACAAGCAGAGCAGUUCAUUCAAUACGUGCAGGCGCAGAGGACGUACUGCACACUGAUUGAGCGAUACAAUCCUGGGAUGGGAAUGAGCGAGGAGGAGAGAGUCCGAUUGAGCGCGAGGAGGGUGGGUAUCAAUUUACCGGUGGAAUUUGUCAAGGGGCAGGAGUGAGGGGGGAAAUGCGAGGAGGUGCGUAGCACUGCAUACAGCAGCAAGGGUACAAAAUCUGGAGGACCUACGUGUAUACCAAUGUACAGUAUCAUGGAAUAGCUAAACUACAUAAUGUGGGCCUGGCAAGCCCGUUGAUCUAUCCGCUGCGAAGACAGGUGCUGCAAGGAAGGCACAUGCCGCCGAUGAAAGGGUAUGCUGCUUUUCCACCGAACGCCGAAAUCAAAUUCAGAUCCUGCUGCUCCCAC
Molecule: messenger RNA, 690 nt
Organism: Paraphaeosphaeria sporulosa
Lineage: Eukaryota; Fungi; Ascomycota; Dothideomycetes; Pleosporales; Didymosphaeriaceae
Exons: 1
Coding region: 71-445 (124 amino acids)
Biological process (GO): mitochondrial proton-transporting ATP synthase complex assembly
Cellular component (GO): mitochondrial matrix
Source: RefSeq, a predicted model, not a curated record